Molecule: messenger RNA, 3106 nt
Organism: Oryzias melastigma (Indian medaka)
Lineage: Eukaryota; Metazoa; Chordata; Actinopteri; Beloniformes; Adrianichthyidae
Gene: agbl2
Product: ATP/GTP binding protein-like 2
Exons: 18
Coding region: 213-2882 (889 amino acids)
Biological process (GO): proteolysis
Molecular function (GO): metallocarboxypeptidase activity; zinc ion binding
Source: RefSeq, a predicted model, not a curated record
GUUCCUGCUUCUGUUUAAUUUUAUUAUUUUUUACUUCGUGAUUUGAUCAGACCAUCCUGCUUUAGAAAGAAACUUUUACCUUCCGACUUCCGGUUACCGUCUCCAAGGCAACCAGUGUUUUUUCUGGCGGCGGGUUGCUGGGCAACGCGGCCUUUCGGGGCCCACAAGCGGCACGUUUUUCCCGUCCUUGACCCACAAAGGUUCCGUCAGAAAUGACCGCGAGAACCCAAACAUCGGCCUUUGCAUCCUCAGCCAUCAGGAACUUGCUGAAGAACUUCCAGCUGGACGAGUUUGACCCAAACGCAGAAGAAGAUGAGGAGAACCUGGAGAAAAGGCGACAGCUGACCGUAGACCUCCAUCAGAGCCUGCGCUCCCGGCAGCUGGUCAUCAGCUUUGUCGGGGGCCGGCCUGUUGUGGGUCUCAGAGCUCCGCUGGACCUGGUGGACCUGUCGGCGGUCUCCCAGCCCCGCUGGCCCGUGGAGCGGGAGGUCAUCAGCGACGUCAUCGAGCACAUAGAGUGGGACCCCCCACAGCACGAGCCGUUCUACGAGCCCACUGGGCUGGAGGAGAGACCUGAGGCAGCUGCAGGAGAGCAGGCCAAGCUGGUGUUCUGCAGUGACCCCGCUACGAAGCAUCCCUACUUCAGCGGCUCUGUGGGGGGCAGCAAGGAGCCCAUUAAGAGCCCUACCCCCUGUGACGACCCCUCAAACUUCACCCUGGAGUUCGAGUCCCGCUUUGAGAGCGGGAACCUUCUCAAAGCGGUCAGAGUGGGUCUCCAUGACUACCAGCUGACGCUACGCCCGGACCUGUACACCACCAAGCACACGCAGUGGUUCUACUUCCGAGUGAGGAAGAUGAGGGCCAGAGUCACCUACCGCUUCACCAUCAUCAACCUGAUGAAGAGCAGCAGUCUGUACUGCCACGGCAUGAAGCCACUGCUGUACUCGGAAAAGGCUGCCAAGGAGAGGGGCGAGGGGUGGCGCCGCGCAGGCGCCAACAUCCAAUACUACCAGAACUGCAGUCAGGAUCCUGAAGAGAGCAGUGCCAACGCCGUGGCCUCCUACUCACUCACCUGGACUCUCCAGUUCCCCUACGAGUCCGACACCUGCUACCUGGCCCACUGCUACCCGUACACCUACUCUCACCUGCAGCGCUACCUGAGGCAGAUUCCUCCCGCCGCCGCCUCAUACUGUAAAGUGCGGGUUUUGUGCCACAGCCUUGCCGGAAACGCUGUGUACAUUUUGACCAUCACAUCCGAGUCCACCAGCAGGCGGGAGGCCGCUCACAAGAAGGCCGUGGUGGUGACGGCCCGCGUGCACCCUGGGGAGACCAACUCAUCCUGGGUGAUGGAGGGCUUCCUGGACUUUCUGCUCGGGGACUCGGAGGACGCCCAAGUUCUCAGAGAUAACUUUGUCUUCAAGGUGGUGCCGAUGCUGAACCCGGACGGCGUGGUGGUGGGAAACUACCGCUGCUCUCUGGCCGGCAGAGACCUGAACAGGAAAUACAGAUCUGGACUCCGAGACUCCUUUCCCUGUGUGUGGCACGCCAAAAACAUGGUGGAGAGACUCAGAGCUGAGAUGGAAGUGCUUCUGUAUUGUGACUUCCAUGGACACAACCGCAAAAACAACGCCUUUAUGUACGGAUGCAGCGGCCGACAAGACCAACUCCAGGAGAGAGUCUUUCCUUUGAUGAUGAGUAAGAACGCAGGCAGCAAGUUCUCUUUCCAGAGCUGCAAAUUCCGGGUGCAGAGGAGCAAAGAGGGCACCGGACGGAUCUUUAUGUGGAGGCUGGGCAUCCAGAACAGCUACACCAUGGAGACCUCCUUUGGAGGAUCCACUCUGGGAGACAGGAAAGGAACGCACUUCACCACACGAGACCUGAAGUCCCUGGGCUUUUAUUUUUGUGACACACUGCUGGACUUCUGUGACCCAGAUUCAGCAAAGGUCGUCUUCUGCUCCACAGAAGUGGAAACGCUGUUGAAGAAGAAGGUCAGAGGAAGAAAAAGCAAAGAUCUGGGAACUAACAGCAGCAUCUCUCUUUCUGACCUGGAAUCCAACACCAGUGGAUCCGACAGCUCCGACUCAGACGGACCGCCAGUUCAUCUGCUGAGUCAGACAGAAGCUGCUCCUCCUGAGGAACUUCAGAGAGAAAAGCAAACUGUUAGGAGGAAGAAGCACCUGAAGUCUCGGAAGCAGAGGAACCGGAGGCAAUCAGGCAGAAGGACAAGGAGCCGCCAGCAAACUCCGAACACUGAGUUCGAUCUUCAUGGUCCACCGGUCAGAGAGCGCUCUAGAACCGAACUGGAUCCUUCUCGGCCGGAGUUCGAUCUUCGUGGUCCCACAGUCAGAGAGCGCUCCAGAACUGGACCGGAUCCUUCUCGGCAGGAGUCCGAUCUUCGUGGUCCCACAAUCAGAGAGCGCUCCAGAACUGGGCCAGAUCCUUCUUGGCAGGAGUCCGAUCUUCGUGGUCCCACGGUCAGAGAGCGCUCCCGGAGAUGGCAGCUGACCCCCCAUCCUGUGGCUGAUCUCAGCAGAGUGUCCCCCCGACAGAGGAGCAGGCCCGGGCAGGGCAGAGGUCAGAGAAGCACCGCCAGCCCGAAGACCAAAGCCGCCCCCGCCGUCCCCGCCCCCACGGCGCUUUGCUCCACCCAGUGGCGGUGCUCCACCCAGGUGCUCCACCUGAAGACCUUUGUCCUCCCCCCACUGCGGCAGCAGCUCCGCCCCCACCAGCCUUUCUCCUCUGGUGUGGACCACAGAGGUCACCGAAAGACGCCUCACCUGUGUUCUUCAGCACCUGUCCCGCCCUUCAUGCCCCCCCUCAGGUUCAGUCGGCAUCUUCUCAGAGACCCCCAGAGCCCUCCACCCCCCCACGAAGACCACUAGAGGCCUUCAGCUUUGUUCGUUUUUAACUUUGUUUUUAUUUAAGCUGUUACCUGGUUGGGGGGGGGAUUCCUGUUUUCAACAGAUCCGUCACAGUUCAGGUGUCACUGAGAACCAGAACCGCCAUGAGGACCCAUCAGUGGGUGGAGAUCUUCUCUGUGACCCAGCAAAGGCCAAGUUUGCAGCUUCAAUCGCUGCAAAAAUAAACUUGUGGUUUUAAAACCUUG